Molecule: messenger RNA, 2383 nt
Organism: Dioscorea cayenensis subsp. rotundata (Guinea yam)
Lineage: Eukaryota; Viridiplantae; Streptophyta; Magnoliopsida; Dioscoreales; Dioscoreaceae
Product: phosphoglucomutase, chloroplastic
Exons: 20
Coding region: 15-2042 (675 amino acids)
Biological process (GO): carbohydrate metabolic process
Cellular component (GO): cytosol
Molecular function (GO): phosphoglucomutase activity; magnesium ion binding
Source: RefSeq, a predicted model, not a curated record
AUGAACUCUCACUAAUGAAGUCAGUGACGGGUGGUUCACGGGAUCCGGAGCAGAUAGAGAAAUCGAACCGUGAACUGCGUGCCACGUGGCACUCGUCUUCUUUCCAUCUUUCAAGCUUCGCGCCCGUCUCGAGGUUUCAUCUUCGGAUCCUUCUUCUCUCUCGAAGCUCCUCUGCUUCUCCGCCAUCAAUGGCGACCUCCAGCCUUCGAUUGGGCAGCGUCCUAUCCUCCCUGAAGCUCUCCUCCUCGUCCUCCAUCACCCGAUCCAUCCCUGCUAAUGUCCUCUCCGUUCCGAUCACCCGGAGAAAUCCUCGCAUCGGCAUCAAGGCUUGUUCUUCUCCUUCAACAGCGAUCGCCGAGCCUGAAGGUCUCAAGAUCACUUCGAUACCUACUACUCCGGUGGAGGGGCAGAAGACUGGGACGAGUGGGUUGCGGAAGAAGGUGAAGGUUUUCAGGGAAGGGAAUUACUUGGCGAACUGGAUUCAGGCGGUUUUUAAUUCUCUUUCUCCUGAGGAUUACAAGAAUGGUGUUCUGGUAUUGGGUGGUGAUGGCCGGUACUUUAAUCGGGGGGCUGCGCAGAUCAUUAUAAAGAUUGCUGCUGGGAAUGGUGUUGGAAAAGUCCUUGUGGGAAGGGAUGGCAUAAUGUCAACUCCUGCUGUUUCUGCUGUAAUCCGUAAACAGAAGGCUAAUGGUGGCUUCAUUAUGAGUGCAAGUCACAAUCCUGGUGGGCCAGAAUAUGAUUGGGGUAUUAAGUUUAAUUACAGCAGCGGACAACCAGCACCUGAGUCGAUCACAGACAAAAUUUAUGGAAACACACUUUCUGUCUCUGAGAUAAAAUUAGCUGAUAUUCCAGAUAUUGAUCUUGCCUGUCUGGGAACUGCCAAGUUUGGAAGCUUCACUGUGGAUGUGAUAGACCCAGUUUCUGAUUACUUGGAGCUGAUGGAGAAUGUAUUUGACUUCCAGCUUCUUAAAGAUCUUAUUUCUCGGCCGGACUUCAGGUUUAUAUUCGACGCCAUGCAUGCAGUGACAGGUGCAUAUGCGAAGCCCAUCUUUGUAGAUAGACUUGGAGCAAGCCCGGAUUGUAUUUCAAAUGGAAUUCCUUUGGAGGAUUUUGGACAUGGUCACCCAGAUCCUAAUCUUACGUACGCGAAAGACCUUGUUGGAAAAAUGUAUGCUGAGAAUGCACCUGAUUUUGGAGCGGCAAGUGAUGGUGAUGGUGACCGAAAUAUGAUUCUUGGAAGAGGCUUCUUCAUCACACCAUCAGACUCUGUUGCAAUUAUUGCAGCAAAUGCACAAGCAGCAAUUCCCUAUUUCAAGAAUGGCCCUAAGGGACUUGCUAGAUCCAUGCCAACAAGUGGGGCACUUGAUCUUGUUGCAGCUAAAUUGAAACUCCCCUUCUUUGAGGUCCCCACUGGAUGGAAAUUCUUUGGAAAUUUAAUGGAUGCUGGAAAGUUGUCUAUCUGUGGGGAAGAAAGUUUCGGAACAGGUUCUGAUCAUGUACGUGAAAAGGAUGGAAUAUGGGCUGUACUUGCUUGGCUUUCAAUCCUCGGAUACCGCAACAAGGACAAGAAAAUGGGAGAACAAUUGAUCUCAGUUGAGGACAUUGCUAUGGAACAUUGGGCAACUUAUGGACGGAAUUUCUUUUCCAGAUAUGACUAUGAGGAAUGCGAGUCUGGAGCAGCUAAUCAAAUGGUGGAGCAUCUUAGAGACCUGAUUUCCAAAAGCAAGCCUGAUCAGAAAUAUGGCAAUUAUACACUCCAAUUUGCAGAUGACUUCAGUUACACUGAUCCGGUUGAUGGCAGUGUUGCAUCCAAGCAAGGUCUUCGAUUUGUCUUCACAGAUGGGUCAAGAAUUAUAUUCCGACUAUCAGGGACUGGAUCUGCGGGUGCGACCAUUCGCGUUUAUAUUGAACAGUUUGAACCCGAUGUUUCCAAACAUAAAAUGGAUGCACAAACAGCAUUAAAACCGUUAAUAGAAUUGGCAUUGACCAUUUCCAAGCUGAAAGAAUUCACUGGCAGGGAAAAGCCUACAGUAAUUACAUGAUGUAUGACGAGAUUGGCACCGGUGAGCUUCUAUUAUUUCUUUCAUUUAUUUAUAAGAAUGGUAAGCCCCGAAACAUUUGUGAUGUAUGAUGAGAUUCGCACUAGCGAGUUUCUAUUAUUUCCUUCUUUUAUUUAUAAAAAAUGGCUAGCCCACAAAAAAUUUUGAACAAAAUAAUAGUGUUUCAUAUGUUGGGGUUGCUCAAUAAUUCCUAUCAAGUUCUUUGCAAUGCCAGUGAGUCAUUGGGAAUAAACAUGUUCAAUGUACAUAAGACAUUAGCAGUUGUAAAAUAACUGUUAUGUUUUUCUUAAUAAAUGCAUUUUUUUUUUUUCUCCCUAGCUUCA